AUGCAGAAGCCAUGUGGCAAGUUUCUAUUCCCUGUGACCACUGAACAGGUAGUAAAGCCCUGCUCAAAAGCCAGUGGGGGACUCCAGAAAGUGAUUGGUUACUUUGGCCUCACUGCUCUCAUUUUGAUAGUAGGGGGCUUGAACAUGAGUGUUGCUGACAUCCAUGAGAUCAUCUUUGAUCAUCUAGCCAGCUAUUACAUCCAGACUGAGAAAAGCAAAGUCGAUCUGAAUUUGGCAUUUUCUGGAUGUAUGAUGUUAUCCUCAUCGCCCAAGUUUGAUAUUGCUACUCUACAAUCACUCUCCAUCAACAAAUGCAAUGGGGCAGCACCUCGUGGUAUAUGUGACAUAUGCGAGGUUCUUGAAGCCAUCAAUUCAAUUCCCGGAGCCCACAAACAAACAAACUCUGAAGCAAACCUUGUGCUUGAUCUUGUAAGAGCCAAGCAUGAUGUUUUCCUGGCUCAGAAGGCACUUGCAGAUUGUGUUAUACAGGAAAAUGAGGUGUUUGCAAGCCUGCUUAAAGUUCGCACAGCAGCCGCAGAGAAGAACAUAGAUGAGACAGACAUUGGGCUGGGAUGUAUGAGAAUCAUAUUCAAAGACCAUGGUUGA
Suillus plorans is the source of this 606-nucleotide messenger RNA. RefSeq lists its product as uncharacterized. The record is from RefSeq and is a predicted model, not a curated record. The coding region runs from base 1 to 606 and encodes 201 amino acids. The transcript is spliced from 7 exons. NCBI's taxonomy places the organism in Eukaryota, Fungi, Basidiomycota, Agaricomycetes, Boletales, Suillaceae.